CAGCCCAACUUUCAUAGUUGUGAUUUUGGGGUCCCUGAAUAAUUUGCCCAACUGCCUUCCAGUAGUGGACAGCAGAAAGUCAUCGGCCAAUCACCAGAUACACAAUCGCUGACUCUGCCGGCAGGGUGAGGCAGAAAUGAUCGAGUCUUCUCCGCCACUUCCACAACGAGCAUCGCCACCGCUACCGAUUCUACCCGCCAUUGAUCGAACCCUCACCCUAAUUCCAGGUCUCCCCAACGACGUCGCUGCCUUUAUCCUCUCCCUCAUCCCAUAUUCCCAUCAUGCCCGCCUCAAACCUACCUGCAGAUCGUGGAAACUCUUCCUAUUAUCCCCUACGCUAACUUCUCUACGCCGCCGCCACUGUCAUCUCUCCCACCUUCUCUGUAUAUUUCCCCAGGACCCUUCCAUUGCUUCCCCUUUCCUCUUUGACCCCCAUUCUCUUGCUUGGCGCCCUCUCCCCACUAUGCCCUGUAAUCCGCAUGUCUAUGGUCUCUGUAACUUCACCUCAAUCUCAAUUGGGCCCCACCUCUAUGUACUUGGAGGGUCCCUUUUCGACACCCGAUCGUUUCCCAUGGAUCGGCCCUCGCCCACUUCAUCGACUUUCCGUUUCAAUUUUCAUGAUUUCUCAUGGGAGCGUCUUGCCCCCAUGCUCACGCCCCGCGGCAGUUUCGCCUGCGUGGCAUUGCCUGAUUCCGACCAGAUUUUGGUGGCUGGCGGCGGGUCGAGGCAUGCAAUGUUCGGAGCUGCUGGAAGUCGAACCCGUUCUGUGGAAAGGUAUGACAUUAGUAAGGACGAGUGGGUUGCUAUGGAUGGAUUGCCAAGCUUUCGAGCCGGAUGUGUUGGUUUUCUUGUUGGGAAUGAGUUAGAGGAUAGGAGGGAGUUCUGGGUGAUGGGUGGAUACGGUGCUUCCAGAACCAUUUCGGGGAUUUUUCCCGUGGAUGAGUAUUGCAAGGAUGCAGUGGUGAUGGAAUUGAAGAAUGGAAGAGGCUGUGGCACGUGGAGAGAAGUUGGGAAUAUCUGGAGAGAAGGGGAGAGUAUGAGAUUUGGAAAAAUUGUUGUCGUCGAGGAGGAGAAUGGAAGCUGUCCAGGGGUCUUCAUGCUUGAUAGGGAUGAAAUAUUAAGAUAUGACAUGUCUUCAAAUCAUUGGCUUUCUGAGUCACGUGUACCUAGAAAAGCUCCUUGCAACUCUUCAUUUGGUUUUGUGGUAUUAUAUGGUGAGCUGUAUGUAAUGAUGAAUUUAAAUGCUGUGGAUGUGGUGGAACCACGAAGGCACAGGCGACAUAAGAGAGGAGGGAUACUGUACUUCCAAAUCUAUCAUCCUAAGAAGAAGACAUGGAGAUCGCUGGUCACAAAAUCGCCUUUUGAUUACCCUGUAGACAUUAAUACUGUUGUUUUGAGCUCAAUUAGUCUGUGAUGGCGCCUCUGAUUGAUUUGUAUGGUUCAGGAAUCUCCGCACAAAUUAUGGUGGUUCCAUAUCAUUGGAAUCGCAUGUUUCCGUGUUGAUGGCUUAUUUCUGUAUAUACAUUUUUUGUUUGGGUGAUUUCUGUACAUACAUCUUGACUCUUGAGUGAUGUGUUGUUCAUUUUUAUCAGAUGUACGUAUUAUCAGAAUUUGUGUAUAGGCUACAUAAUGUAUAAAUUGUCGCUGAAAGGAUUAAAAUUUGUAAAGGUUGAAGUAGGAAUUAUUGGAUAGAAAGAAUGUUGCUUGA
Molecule: messenger RNA, 1708 nt
Organism: Neltuma alba
Lineage: Eukaryota; Viridiplantae; Streptophyta; Magnoliopsida; Fabales; Fabaceae
Product: F-box/kelch-repeat protein OR23
Exons: 2
Coding region: 137-1414 (425 amino acids)
Molecular function (GO): protein binding
Source: RefSeq, a predicted model, not a curated record